GGGUCGUCGAGCACCCGCGCGACCCGCGAAGUUGGUGCUUUGUUCGGAGACGCUGGCAAUGGCGAGGAUUUCUCCUAUUUGCUCGCCCGCUCACUCGAUCCUUCGUUGCAGGGAGAAAGAGAGAGACAAAAGAGGAAGCUUCUGGUGGAGGAAGGAACAGUGGCCACAUCCUGAGCCGGGAGAAGAAUCGGCGGGGUAAUGAACGCGACCUCACGGAAUGGGAUUUUUUGAGGACAUCUUUCUCGGCGAGGACGAGAGGAAGAAGAAGGAGAAUGCGGCGGAGAUGGAGGGCGGUCCCUCCGAACCCCGUCUCAUCCCCAACCUCUCCUCCAUCGCAGAUUCCGUCGUCCGCCGUUGCUCCAGGAUUCUUCUCUUGUCGAUGGAGCAAUUGCAGCAGUCUUUUGAGGCUGAGAUACCUGAUCAUUUUAAGCAACCAACAUCUUAUGCUAGGAACCUUGUGGAAUACUGUUCUUACAAAGCUCUUUGUGUGGAAACUCAAUGCCCAGAUCAUCUGGCUGAUAAAGAGUUUUCCCUUUUAACUUUUGACAUGAUGCUUGCCUGGGAGGCACCCGAUACAGAGACUGAAUCCUUACUCAAAGCAAAUGCUUGCUCUAACCAUCCAGAAUUUGAUGAUGACAAUGAGGGAUCAUUAUUUUAUGCAUGUGCAACAAGAAUGGCUAGCCAGAUUGAUGGCAAGAUGACUGUUGGACUGGAAGCUUUUGCCCGAAUAGCUUCUGCUUGUGCUUCUGUAGCAGAUCCAAUAACCGUUCACAAUCUAUUUGAUGCACUUACCAGCUCCUCAGGUGGUUGCCUCCAUUUUCUUAUAUAUGACAAGUACCUCAAAAGCCUUUACAAGGUGUUCAAAUCAAUGAAGCAUAUAUCAGGACAACACCGGAAUUUAAAUUUUAACCUUGCUGAUGGAGAAAUUAUCCUAGAAGUUGAUGCUAGAUCUAUUCUUCAACACAAUGGGAUAUCUACAAGGCCUGGAAGGCUGACACUUACCAGCCAUGCUCUAUAUUUUGAAGCAUCAGGCAUUGGUUCAUAUGAUAAAGCUGUCAUAUAUAACUUGUCCAAGGACUUGAAGCAGGUGGUAAAGCGUGAGUUAACUGGACCAUGGGGUGCUCGUCUCUUUGAUAAGGCUGUUAUGUACAAGUCUGAUUCUGUAGCAGAGCCGAUCUACUUAGAGUUCAGUGGCCACUCCCACAGGGACUACUGGUUUGCAAUCAUUCAGGAAGUCCUCAAUGUUAAUAAAUUCAUAAGGAAAUACAAUCUUAGAAGUUUCCAAAAAGCAGAAGCGCUUUCUAAGGCUGCUUUAGGCAUCUUUAGACAUCAUGCUCUGAAAGAAGCUUUUCAUGUCACACCAUCGCACUUUAAGAGUAUACUUGCUUUUAACUUAGCUGAAAAACUUCCAAAAGGAGACAAAAUCUUGGAAGCUUUAUAUAAUCACUUGGAGCUCAUGCAGGUUGGAUAUCAGAACAAUGCUGACGUUGUCACUGCAUCUGAGGAAAAGCCAUUAGCAGGUCCUUUACCAGAUUCAUUGUAUACACUUAUAAGAAUAGGCUUUCUGUUACCGAAGGAAGAUAAUCCUGAAGGAAAUGAUAUUUUGGUUCAUAAUAUCCAUGUUGGUCAGACAUGUCCAUUACAGAUGGCUGUUAGGGAAUCAGUUUGUUACUCUGGCAGAGUUGAAGCAGCACGUGCAACAUUAUAUCAGGUCAAAGUGGAGGAUAUUGAUACAAAUUUAGCUGUGAUUAAGGAUUUACUCUUUCCUUUGUCUCAAUUGGGCAAACUACUCAGUCAUUUAGCUUCAUGGGAAGAUCCUUUCAAGUCAAAAGUCUUUCUGUUUUUGAUCCUGUAUCUCCUUUACAGGGGUUGGGUUUGGUACAUCUUGCCAUGUGCUUUGGUAUCUGCUGCUGUUUGCAUGUUCUGGCAUAAGCAUCAUGGCAGUGGAAAACCAAUUAAAGCCUUCCAGGUUACACCUCCGCCGAAUAGGAAUCCUGUUGAGCUGCUCUUGAUGUUACAAGAUGGUGUUUCUCAACUUCAAACAAACGUCCAGGGAGGAACUAUUGCUCUUCUUAAGCUAAGAGCUCUUCUUAUAGCAGCAUUUCCUCAGACAACAAACAAAGUGGCUAUUACCUUGGUCAUCGUGGCAAUAGCAGUCAGCCUGGUGCCUUUCAGACACCUGCUAGUUUUAGUGCUAUUGGAGAUAUACACAAGACACAUGCCGCUGAGGAAAGAGAGCAGUGAGAAGUUGGUAAGGAGGAUCAAGGAGUGGUGGAGCCGCAUUCCUGCCGCCCCUAUUCAGAUCGGUGCACACGAAGAGCACAAUAAUUCAUGAUGAUAUAGCAUAAACCAUUACAAUUUUGGCGAUCACAUAUGUAAAUGCAUUAUUAUUCCACAGGGGAGUUUUGUUUUGGUUGCUUCUGUUACCUGAAUCUGGUCCCUUCUUGGUCUAUGUGGCAAAUCCUAUCUUCAGCAAAUGGAGAAGAGACUGCUGCCAGAGGCAGAGGCAGUGGCAGUGGCAGUGGCAAUGCCAGUGUACAUUGGUUUAACUUGUAUCCUACAAUGUAAUCCUUUCCCUGAAAUUUGAUAAAUGGAUACGAGUGACUU
This is a messenger RNA of Musa acuminata subsp. malaccensis (wild Malaysian banana), 2607 nucleotides long. RefSeq lists its product as uncharacterized. Lineage: Eukaryota; Viridiplantae; Streptophyta; Magnoliopsida; Zingiberales; Musaceae. The record is from RefSeq and is a predicted model, not a curated record.